CACCCCCCCAGCCUCUGAGCCUAAGGUUCCACUCUGUGAAGCGGGUGUCUGUAAACUUUGGGGUGGCCAGCCCCUCAGGGAGGGGUGUUGUGGCCUUCAUUGCUGCCUCUCACAGGCGCGUUGCUCGGGGAAAUACCUAAAAGGGGCCUAGGGCCCGGAGUGACAGCUUAGCAGAGAAGGUGCUCACCUGGCAUGUGGCCAACUGGGUUCAAUCCCCGGCACCUCGUAAACAGGAGUGACCAGAGUGCAGCGCCAGGAGUCAGCCCUGAGCAUUGCUGGGUGUGGCCCCCCACAAAACAAGACUUCAAAGCCAGGACUAGGAGACUUGAACCCCUUUUGCUAUAUCCACAUGUAGGAGGUGGACCCCCUAAAGCCGCGGCCUGCUGUCCCCUCUAAAAGGCCAUCUGUGUCCAGAUGGGGGGGUGAGGGGCCCCUCCAGGGAAGGCAGUUGGCAGCGAUGAUGGCUACAGGCCUGAGCCCCAAUCUUGUUACACUCUGGGGUGGGUAUUGUAUUUUCUAAUUCCCAUGGCAGUGCUGGGGACGGGAUUCAGGGCUUCGCGCCUACAGUGCUCCACCGCUCAACUCCGUCUCCCAUCCCAAUUUCUGGUGAUUCUACAACAGUCGGGACACGCCAGGGAGGGAGAAGGGGAAAAGCCCCGGGUGAGAAUGCCCCUUCCCCCGUAGAAGGUCACCCGGCCCUGGAAAGUUCGCCCCGGGGGUCAGGCAGCCCCCGGAGAGCCCGCCCAGCCUCAGUCCGUCCAAGCUGCUGGAGUUCUCGAUGAGUGCCAGGGCCCUGAUGGAAACUUUUGAGGUGGGGUCACUGCCCGCAGUGGCCGCCAAGCUGCAGGCCACCCUCCAGGCGCUGGAGAACGUCCAGCUGGACAUCGGCAUUACUGGCAGCCCAGGCUCAGGCAAGUCGACCUUGGUCAAUGCCCUCCGAGGGCUGGGAGACGAAGACAUGGACUCGGCCCAGACGAGUGUGGUGGAAACGAAGGUGGCCCCGACCCCGUACCCUCACCGUCAGUACCUCAACGUCGUCAUCUGGGACCUGCCGGGCAUCGGCCCCGCCUCCUUCCAGGCCGACAAGUACCUGCAGCAGGUGCUGCAGAAGCCCUAUGACCUGCUGCUCCUCCUCUCCGCCGGCUGCUUCCCCGACAGCCUGGCCCAGCUGGCCUGCCGCCUCGGGGAGCGGGGCACGCACUUCUGCCUCGUCCGCUCCAAGGUGGACGUGGACGUGGCCGCCUCGCGCAGCCGCCGCCCCAGCACCUUCUCGGAGGACGCCGUGCUCAGUCAGAUCAGGAACGACUGUGCUAAGCGGCUGGAGGCAGAGGGCCUGAAGGACCCGCGGGUCUUCCUGAUCUCCGCGUUCAAGCUGACCAAGUACGACUUCCCGCAGCUGCAGGAGGCCAUGGUGCAGGGGCUGGCGGGCCACAAGCGGCACGCGCUCCUGGUGGCCAUGCCCACUGUGUCCCAGGGCAUCAUCGAGAGGAAGGCAGAGGCGCUGCGCCAGCACAUCUGGCUGGUGGCCCUGGUGGCCUGCAGCAUCAACCAGAGCCCAGUGCCAGGGGUCAAGGACGUCGAGUGUGACCUCGCCCUGCUUGCCCGCUGUCUGCAAGGCUACCACCGCAGCCUGGGCCUGGACACAGGCUCCCCGGGGGUGGCCGAGGGUACCUGCACCUGCAUCAGCCAGGUGCAGGUGGCUAAGCUGCUACACCAGGCCUCGGGGGUGAUGGCCUCGGCCUUCACCCGCGAGCUGCUCCAGGUGCCUGUCCUCCGCUGCCUCACCACCCGGGGCCUCUCCUUUGGCACCAUCUACCAGAUGCUGCGCCUGUCGCUGGACACAGCCAUCCAGGGGGCUCGGGAAGCGCUGCUUCAGGCCUCCGACCGCCCUCAGCACCAGCUCGCGGACGGUUUCAGCCCCUUGGGCCUGGCUUGAGCCUGUACGGGCGAGAGGCAGCUGCUAAUGGCUGAAAAGGACACAAGCUCUGUCCAUCCAUCUGUCCCCAAGCUGGCAGGGCACAGGAAGGAAAUCUGCAACUGAGCCAGGCUGUCUUGUGCUUUUGUGUCCAGGCCUUCAGCCCUGUCCGCCGCUGAGGCCACAUCCCUGCAGCGAGCAGACCCCAGGGAAGCAGGAGAAGGGACACAAGACACUGUAUUCUGGAAGGUGUAGAUGUGUGUGUGUGUGGGGGGGGGGGGUGCAGUUCUUGCAGCCCAGCUCUGGGAGCACAGCCCAGCUUGACUGGCCCUGAGGAUCCAGACCCCGCCUGGUAUCAGCAUGUGGCAGUUCUCUUCGGCCCAGGUCUCCCCACUUCCACCCCUCUCUGGGAAGCCUCCCGUCCACUGCUGACCAGGUCUCCUUUGAAUGUGAGUGCUUUCCUCUGGGAGCCCUCUGCACCCCAAUGACCUCUACCUUUACCUUAAAAGUCCCUGAGAUGGCCCCAGCUGGGAAGAAGUAAGGUGAGCAAAUGGCCUGGGGGGAGGGGACCUGAGGCACGGGCUGGUGGGGCUGAGCGGUAUGACUGGUCGUGGGGGCAACUUUGGGGCACAUGGGUGACAUUCUUUGGGGAACACUCAAUCAGACUUGACUCAGUGAUGUCAAGGCGUAUCACACAGAGUGUAGGGUGAACCCAAGGGUUAAGGGCUGGUUCUACCUAUAAAGUUGUUAGGGGGGCCACAUCUGGCAGUGCUCAGGGAUCACUCCUGACUGCACUUGGGCGACCCUCCCCACUGUACUAUCUUAUCUGGUCCUGAAGUUAAAACUUUUGUUUCUGGGUCACACCUGCCAAUGCUCAGAGCUUAUUCCUGGCUCUGCACUCAGGAAAUCAUUCCUGGCAGUGCUCAGGGGACCAGAGGGGAUGCGGGGACUGAAUCCAGGUUGGCCAUGUGUAAGGCAAGCAUCCUCUCCGCUCCCCCUUGUACUAUCACUUGGGCUCCCUGAAAUGAAGUUUUUUGUUUGGUUUUUGGGCCACACCUGGCAGUGCUCAGGG
This is a messenger RNA of Sorex araneus (European shrew), 2987 nucleotides long. Its product is annotated as interferon-inducible GTPase 5-like. Gene Ontology annotation, cellular component: membrane. Lineage: Eukaryota; Metazoa; Chordata; Mammalia; Eulipotyphla; Soricidae. The coding region runs from base 779 to 1936 and encodes 385 amino acids. Gene Ontology annotation, molecular function: GTPase activity; GTP binding. The transcript is spliced from 2 exons. The record is from RefSeq and is a predicted model, not a curated record.